Messenger RNA from Poecilia latipinna (sailfin molly), 1046 nucleotides. RefSeq names its product RLA class II histocompatibility antigen, DP alpha-1 chain-like. Gene Ontology annotation, cellular component: membrane; MHC class II protein complex. NCBI's taxonomy places the organism in Eukaryota, Metazoa, Chordata, Actinopteri, Cyprinodontiformes, Poeciliidae. Bases 51 to 764 code for a protein of 237 amino acids. The transcript is spliced from 5 exons. Gene Ontology annotation, biological process: immune response; antigen processing and presentation. The record is from RefSeq and is a predicted model, not a curated record.
AUGUAGAACAACAGCUUCAGUUCCUCUCAGAGUCUCUGAGAGUCUGACUGAUGAAGAUGAAGCUGCUCCUCUUCCUCAGCGGGGUCCUCUGGGUCUCUGCUGAUGUUCUACAUAAGGACCUUAGUAUCGAUGGAUGCUCAGACUCUGAUGGAGAGUCUGUGUACACCCUGGAUAGAGAAGUGCUGUGGUACGCCAACUUCCAGAAGGGAGAAGGAGUCGAACCUCUGCCUCCUUUUAUUGACCAGAUGAGCCGCCCAGGAGCUUAUGAAACAGCUGUGGCUAAUCAACAGAUCUGCAGAGCAAACCUGAGGACGAUUCGUAUAGCCAUGAAGGACAUCCCAGAUGAAAACGACCCCCCCGACGGCAUGAUGAUUUACCCCAGAGACAAUGUGGAGCUGGGAGUGAAGAACAUCCUGAUCUGUCACGUCUCUGGUUUCUAUCCGGCUCCGGUCAACGUCUCCUGGACCAAAAACGGUCAGGAAGUGACUGAAGGAAGCAGCAUCAAUGUUCCCCUCCUCAAUAAGGACUUCACCUUCACCCAGAUCUCCAGGCUGCAGUUCGUCCCUCAGUUGGGAGACAUCUACAGCUGCUCCGUGGAGCAUGUGGCUCUGACAAAACCACAGACCAUGACCUGGGAUGUGGAGGUGGACAAUCCUCAUUCCGGUCUCGGUCCGUCUAUCUUCUGUGGAGUCGGUCUGACCAUCGGCCUGCUGGGAGCCGCUGUGGGAAUUUACUUCGUGAUCAAAAGGAACAAGUGCAGAUGAUUGGCUGAAGCUGAUUGGUUGAUGAUUUAUGUUCAGUUUUAAACUGUGUUUUUUUUUUUUAGUUUUCACUUUAAUCAGUUUCUUCUCUUCAUCACUGAUGUAAAUUUAAUAUAAACUACUUUGACUGAAAGAACGAGAUCACGGAUACAAGCGGCCAAAAUGGGUUUCCUCCGCAGGGUGUCUGGACUCUCCCUUAGAGAGAGGGUGAGAAGCUCGGUCAUCCGGGAGGGACUCAGUGUAGAGCCGCUGCUCCUUCAUGUCGAGAGGAGCGAGGUGAGGUGG